AUGGCAAAGAAACAAAAGCGAGGGGGUGCUUCAACCCCGAGAGGUGGGAGGGGUGGAAGGGCUGGCUUUCGUGGAGGUGGCCGAUUCGCACCACAGAUCACGAACACACCACUAAACGGUUCAUACAUGAGCCUUGCCGAAGAGGCACGGCAAACUUCCAGGCAAAAUCAUUCAUUCUGGGAGCAGGGUUCCAGCCUCCGUAGCAGGCCAGUGAAAUUUGUCAGUGCUGGGACAAGCGAGCCGCUGAAGCAGCUCGAUGAAGAAAUUGUCAAAGCAGAUGAUGCGCAGUUGGUCCGAUCUCUCCACGGAGAAACCACGCCGCAAGUACCGGGUGCAACAAUCCCCAGUAUCCCAAUCAGCAAUCCCGCACUUGACGAUGAGUCGAAAACGGCCCCGGCAUCUCCAGCAGAAUUGCCCCGCAAUGAGCCAGAUAAGUCCUUGGCUGAUGAAAGUUCGGCUGAUAGCAUAAUUGGUCCUGAAGAAUUGGAACAGGGACUUCAAUCCGAUGGACCUGCAGAGGCCGAGCCGGCUUCUUAUUGCAUCGACUUGAAGGGCGACACUGAAAAAUCCACUGGACCUAAGUUGCCUCUGGUACUACCUGAACAUCCAGAGCUGGACAAAGACACCUCCAGCGAAGAGGAAAUUCUGCUUUUCAAAGGCCGAGACAAACCACGGGUGCCCCCACAGCCAACGACGAUUUCAGUGACACAAAUGCAGACUGAAAUAAGAGUUGUAGAGGAGCAACUCGAAGCCAGUUCACAACGUCAGGGUGCUAUCGAGGUCCCUAAGAAAACUAGUCGUGAGAGGAGACGCAAUCAGAGGCAGCAGAAGCAUCGACAUAACAAUGAUGAGGACGAGUUGAUAGCGGACUAUGUCGCGAACAUGCGAGAGAACGGGGAGAUGCCUGACAUUCUACUCCCAACCCCUCUCAGCCGGCGAGAUUUGGGAGGCUCACCAAGCCCUAUCGUGUCAGACGGCACUGACGAUGAAGAUAAUCAGAAGAGUCAGGCUUCUGCUAAAGAUCAGACUGGUGGAAACGACACAGGAGAGGGAGAAUCAAGCACCAAAGCUGAUCAGUAUGCGUCGGAGAGCGAGCUUGAUGAUGAGGCUCUUGCAAACCUCCUUUCUCAAGGCCAGACCACCUAUCCUCUUGAAGGUAUUGUUGCAAGCUCUUCAAGUUCCAGUGACUCGGAUGAAUCCGACACAGGCCCCUUCCGAACUACCGACGCGGAUGAUCUUGAUAUGUACAUGGACUGGGAACGCCCGAGUUUGCUUGCACAAAGCAAGAGACGAAAAAAGAAAUCCGCUCUCGGUCGGAUAAACUACACUGGCUCCGACCCAGAGAUCGAGCAACGAUUACAACUUGCAUGGAACAGCGAUCGACUUAAAAAGGCGGAACGCAAGAAACAACGUGAGGAGUUGCGGGCACUUGGUCAGCUUGGUAAAAAGACAACGUCUCCUGGGGACUUGAGAGUCAAGUACCCGGAUGGUAUGACUAUUGACCAGAUUACUGAGGAGCUGAAGGGAUUUCUGCUCGAUUCAGAACCAACUCUCACAUUUCCACCCAUGGACACUCACGGACGCAAAGUGCUCCAUGAGCUUGCGAACAAAUUCAAUAUCAAAUCCAAGUCCACCGGCAAAUCUGAUCAACGCCGAACAACGCUGUAUAGAAACAACAGAACACUCCCAUUCACAGAGCCAAAGUUUGACCAGGCCGUCGGAAGAAUACACCGAAAGUAUUUCCCACGACUCGACACCAAAGGUAAAAGAGCGCCGCGGACUCAAGCCAAUAAAUCUGGCCACGCCGCCGCGAGCUACCACGAGGGCGAAAUUGUCGGUGCAGCCGCUCCAGAAUUGGGCAGCGAAAACCGCGGCCGCGCCAUGCUGGAGAAAAUGGGUUGGAGCAGUGGAACCGCGCUGGGUGCUAUGCACAACAAGGGUAUUCUGCAACCAGUUGCGCAAACGAUGAAAAAGGGCAAAGCAGGUCUUGGCUAA
Molecule: messenger RNA, 1995 nt
Organism: Clonostachys byssicola
Lineage: Eukaryota; Fungi; Ascomycota; Sordariomycetes; Hypocreales; Bionectriaceae
Source: the annotation of a GenBank genome assembly